Messenger RNA from Mercenaria mercenaria, 1440 nucleotides. RefSeq names its product carotenoid isomerooxygenase-like. The record is from RefSeq and is a predicted model, not a curated record. Gene Ontology annotation, biological process: carotene catabolic process. Gene Ontology annotation, molecular function: carotenoid dioxygenase activity. Lineage: Eukaryota; Metazoa; Mollusca; Bivalvia; Venerida; Veneridae.
CAUACAUUUUUGAGCAAGGAAGAAUGGGAUGUUAAUGGCGUUAUAGGUGGUAAGUAGCAGUAGGUUAAAGAUACUUGAUCGUCUCUCACCUCAUGCAAAAAAUAAUGCUAUGAAUUUUUGGUUAGUUGCAGCCAGUAUGAUGGACAUUUUGCUGGUAUUUCUUGGUAUCGCGAUACUAUCCACUGCGCAUGCGUUUAGCGGCAAUGAAUUGACUGAGAUGCUGAAGGAUGGACUGGGUAACGUCGUUAAGGAGACAAUUAACGGUGUUGUAACGUUAGAAAAAGGAUCCAUUCCAGUAUGGCUCUCAGGAAACUUUAUUAGACACGCAUGUGGUGUGUUUGGUGAGACAAGUCAUAGAAACAAAGAUUUACCGAACUACAUUGAACAUUUGUUUGAUUGUUUCGAAAUGGGAAGCAAGUACAGUAUAGACAAUGGUCAGGUGACAUUUACAAACAGAUGGUAUGAUACAACUGUUGAGGACAUUUACAAUUCUUAUGGUCGUGAGAUGAAUGCGUCUUCUAUGUUUGUUCACUCUGUGUUCUCGAACGUAAAUGCAAAACAGAUUGACAAGUGGAAUGGCAACAUGUCGUCGCAUAGCAAAGUGAGUGAGAUACCGAACGUUAGUUGGUGGCUGGUCGAUAACUAGGCCAUUGCCAUGAGAACACCUAUAGGUGUAGUAAUUGAUCCGCAUAACGUCGUGCAGAAAGGGUAUAUGCAAUACGAUGAUGACAACCUUGGAGUCCCGGACACACAGCAGUACUUGUUCAGCAACAAUCCAGCCCACGAACAAACAGAGCCGGACGGUACACUCUGGAGUACAGUCAGUGUGGUGAAGUUUGAGACCCCGUCUCACCUCAAAAUCCGGCGAAUAGUUUACAAAGUCGGUGCCGACACAGUGCGUCACGUCGUCGGUACAUACCACUACGAGGACUCGGACAUCACGAGAUGCAAGGGCGAUAACUCCUACCCAGAUUUUGGGGCUAGAUUCGGAUACCUUCAUUCUUUUUCAAUGACAGAGAACUACAUCGUUUUACCCGAAACAGCAUUUAUGGAUGAUCCAUGUGUAUUUACCCGGUACGACCAGUACAAACCAUUCUUUCCACAAGGGUUUCGAUAUGAAUCAAACGGGUACUCUCGACUUCUGGUCAUGAGAAAGUCAGACGGAGUAUUUAUUGCCAACAUCACCAUGCCUCCAUUCUUUGCUACACACCAGCUUGGUGCGUAUGAAGACGGUAACCUAAUACACAUGGACAUGUUGACAUACAAUGACUCUAGUAUUUACGACAGGCAUAUGUUCGUAGACAAUCUGCUGAGUGAGGUAAACAGUUGCAUUUUUAAUAUCUGUAAGAUACAAUGACCCCGGUAUUUACGACAGGCAUAUGUUCGUAGACAAUCUGCUGAGUGAGGUAAACAGUUGCAUUUUUAAUAUCUGUAAGAUAC